Aspergillus wentii DTO 134E9 is the source of this 1452-nucleotide messenger RNA. Its product is annotated as WD repeat protein. Lineage: Eukaryota; Fungi; Ascomycota; Eurotiomycetes; Eurotiales; Aspergillaceae. Gene Ontology annotation, cellular component: Cul4A-RING E3 ubiquitin ligase complex; nucleotide-excision repair complex. Gene Ontology annotation, molecular function: protein binding. The coding region runs from base 1 to 1452 and encodes 483 amino acids. Gene Ontology annotation, biological process: protein polyubiquitination; proteasome-mediated ubiquitin-dependent protein catabolic process; transcription-coupled nucleotide-excision repair. The transcript is spliced from 2 exons. The record is from RefSeq and is a predicted model, not a curated record.
AUGAAUUCGUAUCUUUUAAACAGGGCCCUCGGGUCCAUCAGUCCGUCUACCUUCCAUGUCGCCCAAACUACUCGGCUGGUACAACACCUUGAGCCAGCUCCUGGCAUCCGAUUCUCAAGUCGUAAAAAGGUCCACUCAACUGAAAGCCAACCACAAAAUACAUCGGAGGUUUUGGAUGAUGGUCAUGCUCCUGACGACCAAAUAAUUGCCCAUCCAGCGGGUGCUAACGUACUCGCAAUUGAUCAAUAUGAUGGACGAUUCAUGGUUUCUGGUGGCGCCGAUUCGUCUAUUCGUCUUUGGGAUUUGGAGACCAGAGGAGCUGAAUUAAAUCACAUUCACGAACCCCGUGCAUCUGUCAUAAGAGCCUCACAUGAGGACGCCCAUACUCAUGCCAUUACCUCUGUCUCGAUCUAUCCCUUUGACCCAAGUCCGUCCACCAUCUUGACAACGUCGCAUGAUGGCACGCUCAAGCUAUCGGCCUUGGAACCAGAUAUAACACCCGUUCAUACAUUUAGGCUCGAUUGCACACCGUACUCGCAUUCGUUUUCUUCCCAUCCUGGGUCAACCCUACUGAUCGCAGUAGGUACGUCAGAGAAAUCGGUUCGAUUGCUAGACUUACGAUCCGGUCUGUCUACACAUGGUCUUCCAGGACAUACCUCCUCGGUGCUUUCAGUAUCAUGGGCCCCACAUCAGUCUCAUAUUCUGGCUUCCGCCUCUGCAGAUAAUCGGGUGAUUCUUUUUGAUGUCCGUCGAGGCGGUCACAAUUCCGCCAUCGCUACACUGGAUAUGGAUGAUGCUGUGGGAUUGGUCCCUUCAGGUUCCGCUCCGGAAUUGUACCAGAGCCGUCCGGCAUUCUCUCGCCAAGCGCGAGCACACAAUGGCGCAGUGACAGGCGUGCGAUGGACCUCCAAUGGCACACACUUGGUAACCGCUGGUCAAGACGCGCGGCUUCGGGUAUGGGAUGCAUCCACGGGCGCAAAUACUCUGGUACACUUUGGUCCACGAGUACGGAACAGUGUAUCGUCGCACCUUGCAGAACGGGCGCCACUGAUCGUGCCUCGGGGCGCAAUGAUACCUGGUCAUGAGACACUCCUGUGGCCUAAUUUCAACGAGAGAGAUGACCGCGGGGAGAUUUUCAUGUUUGAGCUUCGCGAGGGAACCUUUGUCAAACGUCUCAGGGCACCUGGUCUCUUAAUUGGGCGACAAGAAUUCCGUGGACGAUCCAGUGCACUGACUGCUGCGCGCAUAAAUGCUUUGGCCUGGCGCGGUAACGGCGCAGCCGGGGAAGGCAUGGAGAUGUUUUCUGCCCAUGGCGAUGGAACCAUCCGCUCCUGGGUAUCUCGAGAACCAGAAGGCGAACCCGAUGAGGCAGAAGAAGCCGAACAGGCCGAUCGGAAACGCAAACGAGAUGCUUUAGAUGAGAUCUACCAAGGUUUCAUGGGAGCACGAUGA